AUGACAACAAAAUCGGUCCUCAUUGUUGGCGCCAACGGCACUCUGGGAGCCAAAAUCCUGGACGCCCUGGUUGCAUCGAAGUCAUUCAAACUUAGCGCCCUGAAGCGCGCCGGGUCUCAGAGCACCAUCUCGUACCCCGCAGACCAAGUACAAGUCAUCGAAGUCGACGACGAGCUCUCCUUUGAAGGAUUAAAGAAGGCCUUCACAGGCCAGGAUGUCGUCAUCGUCAGCUUCCGCCUGCGCGACCUCGACCAGCACCUGCGCAUCGCUGAGGCGGCCGAGGCCGCUGGCGUGAAGCACUUCAUGCCCGCCGAUUUCGGCAGCAUCGACGCCGAUAACCCCCGCGCCCGGGAGCUCAUCCCGCUGUACCGCAACAAGCUCGCCGUGCGGAUCAAGGCGCAAGAGCUGGCCGACAAGAACGACAAAUUCGCCUGGACGGGCAUCGUGUGCGGCCAUUUCUUCGACUGGGGCGUCAGGGAGGGCUUUUUGCACGCGUACUUGGACAGAAAAGAGAUUGACAUCAUCGAUGGGGGCAACUUGAAGGCAUCCGCUGCGACGCUGCCGAGGGUAGGUGAGGCCGUCGUGCGCAUACUGCAGAAGGGUGUCACGGAGGAGACGAAGAACAAGACUUUGUUUAUUCAAAGUUUCUGCAUUACCCAGCAAGAGCUCAUCAAGAGCCUGGAGAAGGCAACGGGGUCGAAGUGGAAGGUCAACGACCUCAACUCUGAUACGUUCAUCGAGGAGCACAAGAAGAAGGCCGAUGCAGGCGAUCACGAAGCGAUCGAGGACCUUGUGUUUGCGGUUGGUACACUGGAUGCCGACUGGACGAAGCGCCCUGAAUUUGCAAUGAAAGCACUUGGCCUGGAGGACGAGGAUUUAGACACCGUCAUCGCUGACAUUGUUGCCAACCCUAAGGGGCAGUAG
This is a messenger RNA of Colletotrichum karsti, 924 nucleotides long. Its product is annotated as NmrA-like family protein. The record is from RefSeq and is a predicted model, not a curated record. NCBI's taxonomy places the organism in Eukaryota, Fungi, Ascomycota, Sordariomycetes, Glomerellales, Glomerellaceae. The coding region runs from base 1 to 924 and encodes 307 amino acids. The transcript has a single exon. Gene Ontology annotation, molecular function: oxidoreductase activity.